Linum trigynum is the source of this 1071-nucleotide messenger RNA. NCBI's taxonomy places the organism in Eukaryota, Viridiplantae, Streptophyta, Magnoliopsida, Malpighiales, Linaceae. The record is from the annotation of a GenBank genome assembly.
CUCACCUCUUAAUUCCUCUCGUUAAUUCCAUGCAAAUUAAAUCCCCAUAAUUAGACAGAAAAAAAAACCCUACGCAUAUAUAUAAUACCCUCUUUAGCAAGCUACCUUUGUUCUUCACCAUAAACUACAGAGCUCACAAGCUAAAAGUACGACUCCGAUCUCUAUCUCCGACGGUUCUUCUACAAAGACAAGAAAAAUGGCUCGUUUGGUUACGAUAAUCUCUCUCAUUAUUCUCCUGUCAGCACUCGCCGUCUCCGAAGCAAAGAAGUUCAUCGUCGGAGGCAAAGAGAGCAAGACUUUUUGGAGGGUUCCCGCCGGCGGCGAGAAUCAGAACAACCUCAAUUACUGGGCCGAGAAGAACAGGUUUCGAUCCGGCGAUGUUCUUGUAUGGAAGUCCGUCGCUAAAAGUGAUUCGGUGCUGGAAGUGAGCAAGAAAGAUUACGAGAGCUGCAACACGACGGAUCCCAUCAAGGAGCUGAAGGCAUGUGACGGGAAGUUCACUUUGGACCGGUCCGGCCCGUUUUACUUCAUCAGCGGAAUCGAACGUCACUGCAAGAAAGGGCAGAAGCUGGAGGUGGUCGUUCUCGCCGAUCAUCAUGGCCGGCGGGCAUUAUCCCCGGCGCCGGCGCCGGAGAAGUCGGAUGGAUCGAAGGUUGGGGCUUUGGGGACGGUGUCUUUGGCGACGGGAGUUGGAUUGGUCACCGCUUUGUUUCUUUUAGUUUAGUGGUUAAUUAAUAGAUGAGUUUAACUUUUAAUCUCUCUUGUCUUUUGUUUUUCUUAAUUCGCUAAAUGUGGACUCUUUUGCUUGUUUGGAUUCGUCUUGUGUUUUUGAUUAGUAGAAGGUAGAUGGAUGGCUGGUUCUUGUUUUCAUAGUGUAUCAAUUUUUAUAGUGAGUUUUAAGAGAAGCAUCUUCGACAAACUAUUCGAACUUUUAUUGAUUUAUUGGUGAUGAACAUCAUUUCCCCCUCUUAUAAUGAUGAGUUAUGGAAAAAAUUGAACUGGAAAGCAUGCUGUGCUGACCCACACAUACCUUACCAGCGGUUGAUACUAAAAUAAGACUGCUAACAUUCU